UGGCGCACUCACACUCAAGCGAACAUGCGCCACCAAUUGUUCAUUCCGAUUGACUGAUUAACGGAGAGGUAGCAUGACGAUAAUAGUAAUAACGUGAUGAUCGAUCGGCGUUUUCGGACACGCAUGAGCGAGCGGAUGUGGCAUCAGACGACGGGCUGAGUGAGGUCGGGCUGCCGUGGACAGCGACGCUAUUGCAGGCUGCGGCGCACGUCGGGCGCACAACACAGCCGGGCUCCGACAUGGCUCAAGAACUGGGCGCACACAUGACGGAGGAAACCGAGUGCAUGAUCGACAGAGACGCGGGGAGGAAACCGGGAAGCGGGCAAUGUUCCGGGAACGUGAAAGAGAUGCGGGCGGUGAUGUUGUCAGGCUUCGGAGGGCUCAACAAACUCCGAGUGACCAAGAAGCUGAUGCCCGAGCCUCAGCGUGGUGAAGUGAAGAUCCGCGUCAAAGCAUGUGGUUUAAACUUCCUGGAUUUGAUGGUACGUCAAGGGACUAUUGAUAGUCCUCCUAAACCUCCUCUUGUUCCUGGCUUCGAAUGCUGUGGGAUCGUGGAGUCCGUGGGUGAAAACACAGAAAGGUUUGAGAUAGGAGACCGAGUUAUGGCUUUUGCCAACUACAACGCCUGGGCAGAAGUCGUCUGCACCCCAGAGGAGUUUGUGUACAAACUGCCAGAUGAAAUGAGUUUUGCAGAGGCCGCAGCGUUCGCGCUGAACUUCGUCGCUGCCUACAUGAUGCUCUUUGAGGUGGCCAACCUCAGAGAGGGAAUGUCGGUGCUGGUGCACUCAGCUGGUGGUGCUGUUGGUCAAGCUGUGGCUCAACUGUGCUCCACCCUACCUAACGUGACCGUCUUCGGGGUCGCUUCCAGUUCGAAACACUCCGCCAUCAGAGAUUCUGUGACUCAUCUCUUUGACAGGAACACUGAUUACAUACAAGAAGUCAAAAAGAUAUCUCCAGAGGGAAUAGACAUUGUGUUGGAUUGUCUAUGUGGGGAAAACACAGGGAAAGGCCUCAGUCUCCUGAAGCCAUUGGGAACGUACAUCCUCUACGGCGCAUCGAACAUGGUUACUGGGGAGACAAAGAGUUUGUUCAGCUUUGCAAAAUCUUGGUGGCAGGUGGAGAAGGUGAACCCUAUUAAACUGUAUGAGGAGAACAAAGUCAUGGCAGGAUUUUCGUUGCCCAACCUCCUCUUCAAGCAGGGAAGAUCUGCUUUGGUGGAAUCGGUGAUGGACAAACUCUUGUGCCUCUACAAUCAAGAGAAGAUCAAGCCGGUGGUGGAUUCUCUGUGGGCUCUGGAGGAGGUUAAAGAGGCCAUGCAGAGAAUUCACGACAGAGGCAAUAUUGGAAAACUCAUUCUGGAUGUCGAGAAGUCGCCUACUCCCUUGAUGGCCAGCGACAGUACUGAGACCAGCGAAGCGGGGGAGGAAGAAGAGGAGGCGGAGGGGGACAAUGACAGCAAAGAGCGCAUGCCUUUUAUCCAUUAG
Messenger RNA from Phycodurus eques (leafy seadragon), 1484 nucleotides. RefSeq names its product vesicle amine transport 1-like (gene vat1l). The transcript has 9 exons. The record is from RefSeq and is a predicted model, not a curated record. Gene Ontology annotation, molecular function: oxidoreductase activity. Bases 240 to 1484 code for a protein of 414 amino acids. NCBI's taxonomy places the organism in Eukaryota, Metazoa, Chordata, Actinopteri, Syngnathiformes, Syngnathidae.